AUAACAUGAAUUGAUGACAAUAUUUUUUUGUGAAAUGCUUUAGCAAGCAAAACGCCAUUGAACGAUACUCUAUGUAUACAAAAGAAAUUGCAACUUGGAAGAGUGAAAAGGAGCGACACAUGCAGGAAGUGGAGUUUUUAAGCUCAGACAAGUGCUUAUUCUAGUCUCCUAUAAACAAGUUGCCAAGGGGGCUCUCCAAAAUAUGAUUAUAAUACUUCAUCAAUUUGAGCAAAUCUUUCCAAGCAUUAAUCAAAUCCAUGCAAUCUUUUGUUUUAGCUAGAUUUUGUGGCUUGAUUCUUCGAUACAUAGGAUUUGAUUGCUCUAUAUAUAAUCUACAAUACAUCUUCAUUGCUCUCAUUAAACAGUUCACUUCAUGAGUUAAAAUCAAUUACUAGCCUACAGGUGCUAAUAGUACUUACGGUUUCCUCGAAAAAAUUUCGAAGCGCAGCACUCGAGGAUUGAAAGAGCAAAUAUGUUUAAGAAGAUUGAGUUCCUGGAAGUUUCUAAAAGGUUCAAUAUUGAUUUAAUGCUUAUGUCAUGUUACUUCACCUCAUCCUGAUGAGAGGAUUUCUAAAGUUUGAAAUUUUGACGUUGUACGGGAAGCUGUUGGGUCAAGGAUUGGGCCCAUGUUCUGUCAAGGAACUUCAAGAGAUUGGUGGCCAGCUGGAUCAGAGCUUGAAAAACAUUGGGGCAAGAAAGGUUUGCAACCUUUAGAUUUGCAUUUAGGCUAAAACUGAUUACAUUAAUGAAUCAAUACAUGAUUACAAGACUUCUACUUUUGAUGGAAAAUUAGCAUUUGAGUUACUAUCAAAUGAGCUUUUUGGCAUAUUUAUAGUGUGUCUGCACCUUUAUUGGACCCUCAUAGACAUACAGCAGCCACAUUUCCUCAAACUCGCCUCCUUAGGUUAUACUCAUGGAUAGAGCUGCAACCCACAUUACUUUAACCAUUUAUGUGGUCCAAGAUCUCCUCCAUGAUUUAGGAUUGCCGGGUUGGAGUCUCUAAGAUACCAUGUAAUAAAUUCAAUGUGCCAUCUACCUACAUGUAAGGGACUUUGGCUCGACGUUCCUCAUACCAUUGAUCUAAAUUUCUUUAGUGUACUAGAUUCUUCAUUGUGCCCUGCAUUUACCUACACACAAUUCUUAGACAAUACUUGAAAAUUGUGUUUGCUUGCAUGAAAGUACAUAGAGUAAGCAUCUUUUGUCCUAUAUCAUAGGCCCAGUUAUACGAGGAGCACAUAAAGGAACUAAAAGCAAAGGAGAGAAUAAUGUUAAAAGAAAAUGCGAAGUUAUGCCAAAAGAUGUGUUUUGUGUUAUGGUGGGAGGCUGUGGCAUCAACUACUAACCCAACAAAGGAAAGCAAUUUGGUUGCACCCAAAAUAACCAAUGCGUGGAGGUUGUGACAAAAUUGUUCAUUAGAUUGCCACAAAACCAUUAAUAUCAAUAAUCUGAAUUAUUUUAUGAAAUAAAUUAUUGUGUUGUCC
This is a messenger RNA of Rubroshorea leprosula, 1481 nucleotides long. NCBI's taxonomy places the organism in Eukaryota, Viridiplantae, Streptophyta, Magnoliopsida, Malvales, Dipterocarpaceae. The record is from the annotation of a GenBank genome assembly.